Arachis stenosperma is the source of this 2154-nucleotide messenger RNA. RefSeq names its product jacalin-related lectin 3-like. Gene Ontology annotation, molecular function: carbohydrate binding. The transcript is spliced from 8 exons. The record is from RefSeq and is a predicted model, not a curated record. Bases 168 to 2036 code for a protein of 622 amino acids. Lineage: Eukaryota; Viridiplantae; Streptophyta; Magnoliopsida; Fabales; Fabaceae.
UACAGAUGCUAACUUUAUGGUCCUGACUCUCCUGAGAUCUCACAGCUCUAGAUGGAUGGCAUAGGGCUUGGAAAUAGAAGAGGAGUUGGACAGUUAAAGAUGCUGUUAACUUGUAUGAUGAAAGGGUUGCUUGUACUGAUGAUACUCCUUCAUUGAAGAAAAUUCAGAUGGAAGUCUCAUUGAAUUUUGAUGAUUCGGUGAAGAAACCUGCAUCACAUGGGCCAUGGGGAGGAAGCGGAGGAUCACAUUGGGAUGAUGGGGUGUACUCUGGUGUAAGGCAACUGGUGAUAGCUCAUGGGACAGGAAUUGACUCCAUUCAGAUUGAAUAUGACAAAAAAGGGUCCUCUAUCUGGUCACAGAAGCACGGUGGAAGUGGCGGCCACAAAACUGAUAGGGUGAAGCUUGAUUACCCUGAUGAGUUCUUAACUUCAGUUCAUGGAUAUUAUGGUAGCUUAAACCAAUGGGGGCCAAACUUUGUUCGGUCACUAAGUUUCGUGAGUAACAAGAAAUCUUAUGGACCAUUUGGUGUUGAACAAGGGACACACUUUUCAGUGUCAGCGAGUGGGACCAAGAUUGUUGGGUUCCAUGGCAAGUGUGAUUGGUACCUAGAUGCCAUUGGAGUAUAUAUGAAGCCCUUGAAGCAACCAAAGCCUUCCAAACUUCUUGUUCAGCCACAGAACCAGAUUGCUAGUACUAAUAAUUUUGGUGGUUUUUCUGUGAUACAAGGAAGUGUGGGCGAAACCUAUGAUAUUGUUCUUGCUGUAAGGCAGAAGGACAAUUUCGGUAUGCUUCAGUCGAACAAUGUCCCAAGGAAGAUUUCUCACAUCAAAGAAUCCAAAAAUACAGAACACAAAGAAAAGGUACAAGAGCCUGAGUCUCAAACUAAUAAUGUUCCUGGGAAGAUUUCGCACAUCAAAGAAUACAACAAUAUAGAACAGAAAGAAAAGAAUAUGUCUUUGUUUCAGACAGCACAAUUGGAGAAGUUGCCUCCAAAGGUCGCAGGCGUGGUCAAAUACAAGGCAUGUGGUGGCACUGGUGGAAUUCUUUUCGACGACGGAUGCUAUACUGGAAUCAGGCAAAUCAACUUGUCGCGUAACGUUGGAAUUGUAUGGAUUAGAGUUUUGUAUGAUUAUGAAGGAGAGUCCAUUUGGGGAUACAAACAAGGUGGGACAGGAGGAUUCAAAACAGAUAAGAUAGUAUUUGAUUUCCCUUAUGAAGCGCUGACACAUAUAUCUGGUUACUAUGGACCUAUGAUGUACAUGGGACCUAUUGUUAUAAAAUCGCUUACUUUCCACACAAGUAAGAGGAAGUAUGGUCCAUUUGGGGAUGAACAAGGAACUUAUUUCACCACAAAGGAGAAAGAAGGUAAAGUGCUUGGCAUUCAUGGGAGAAAAGGUCUAUUCCUAGAUGCUAUUGGUGUUCAUGUAGCCGAAGGGAAAGUUAUCGUGCCAGCGGCAACACCUCCCAGAGAGAUCACAGCUACCAAAUUGAUGCUAGCUAAACCAGGAGCAGCAGAAGAGGUUUCUUGUGGCGUAAUCAAAGAACCAGCUCCGUGUGGACCAGGCCCGUGGGGUGGAGAUGGAGGUCGACCUUGGGACGAUGGCGUCUUUUCGGCCAUCAAGCAGAUUUAUCUGACAAAAGACAAAGAAGGCAUUUGCUCUAUUCAAAUUGAAUAUGACAGAAAUAAGCAAUCUGUAUGGUCUGUAAAGCAUGGUGGCAAUGGAGGAGACACCAUGCACAGGAUAAAACUGGAGUAUCCACAUGAAGUCCUUAGUUGUAUAUCUGGCUACUAUGGAUCAAUCACUAAGGAUGAGAAGCAUAUAAUUAUCAAAUCACUGACUUUCACUACCAGCAGAGGGCAAUAUGGUCCAUAUGGUGAAGAAGUAGGGAAAUUCUUCACCUCAACCACUACAGAGGGCAAGGUGGUUGGUCUUCAUGGGAGGAGCAGCUUUUACUUGGAUGCCAUUGGGGUCCAUAUGCAACACUGGCUUGGACAUCAAAAAGCUUCAAGGUCCUCACUCUUUAAGCUAUUUUGAUCAUGUGUUCUUGAGCAAUGAUGCACUAAUUUCGUAUUUGGAGAAGUGUUUAAGGGGUUUCAAUUUUUUUAGUAAUAAUAACACUUGAAGAAUAAUCAUGUGAUCAGAUUUUAACAUG